Opisthorchis viverrini is the source of this 615-nucleotide messenger RNA. RefSeq lists its product as hypothetical. Lineage: Eukaryota; Metazoa; Platyhelminthes; Trematoda; Opisthorchiida; Opisthorchiidae. The record is from RefSeq and is a predicted model, not a curated record. The coding region runs from base 1 to 615 and encodes 204 amino acids. The transcript is spliced from 3 exons.
AUGACAGCCUCAACAAGAAUUCCACUGAGAUCGGGUGACACCCAUAUCUCCAGCCAGACGCGGUGGGGAUCACGCGAUCUCCACCCUGGAGAGCGAGUAGCACCGACAGCACCCAAACGUUUCGUAAUCCCCUUCAUACUCCUCUGCCAGGUCAAGGGUUGGACACCUCUCUGUUUUCAUCACUCUGAGUGGGGCAUGGAAAACAGCGCUCUCUUCGGCAAACGAUCGUUUGGUAUACGUAAAACAUGUCCCAACCAACGCAGCUUCUGGUGCUGGACACAUUCUUCAAUGGAGGUACCCGUUACACAACCGAAAACGCGCUUUCUAACUGCCUCAUUAAUGAUUCACCGACACCAUUCUACACGAGAUAUGAUUCUGAGACAACGAUUUCAUCAAAUCAUCACCAUCAUCGACAGCAUGACAUCAGUUUUCAACACCGAUGCUUCACUGCCGUACAACCAUGAUUCAUUUGAAAGCCUUAUUGUAAAGAAAAGAACAUUCACUCAGGCGAUCUGGAUAGGAACUGACAACAAGAUGACCACUGACAUCGGUUGGCAGCCAUAUCUUGUAGUGUCUUCAAUCAGACACACGGUCCCUAUCCUGAAAGGCGAGUAA